UCCAUUUAUGAGAGUACAUCGUCUUCUUACCCUCGUUUUUCGCUAGUUUACGCUACUUCCGUCACGUGUCAUGGCCAUCAGCGCCACCCACGCCCUAAUCUGGAACUAACUUAACAGCACAGAGCAAGCCGCCAUACUUUUGUCAUUGUUGCGUCGUUUUUCCAUACCGCGCGUGUAUCGCUAGAUUUUAUAAUUGGAAAACUUAGUAUACCGACCCCAUUUCAUUGAAGUUUAGUAGUUAACUUUCGAGAUAAAAGUAGAAAGUUACUGAAAUUUUUAAUUUAAUUAUUUAAUUUAUUUAGUUUUUUUUUCCGUUACGUGAGGUUGUUCAUGUUCGUUAUUUGAAGAUGGACAAUAGUGAAAUAACCGCGUCAGAGGGUAACCACGCGGAUGAUUUUAGUGAUCGUGAUUCAACUCGGUUACAAAAAAGUGAUAAAUCGCACGUGUCGUCUAGAACGUCGAAGUCAUCUUCGAGUUCGAGUGCUAGUGAAGAUGAACCGCCGUCGAAAAGACGGCGCCGGAAUCGCUCUCAUGAGACAUUGCGAGAUAUUGAUCAAAGGUUUGAAGUAUUAUCGCAUCAGCUGGUGAGUCACAUUAAUAAUAUGUUUUGCGCGAAUUACGCUGUAAUGCAACCAAAUUCUGGCUCGCCGGUGGUGCCUGCAUCAGGACCAAUAAAGCCAAUAGAUGACCCGUUUUUGCGUCCGUCAGUAGAUUUAAAUGACAUUUCAGAACUUAACGUGUCAAUUAAGGAACCGUCUAUACCUAAAGCGAACCCUGACCGCGUCGCAAGGUUAACUUCUAUGCAAAGAUUUGACUCGGUAGAUUGGAACUCCGUACGGUACACUGAGGUGCAGAAGAAAUAUGCAGCUUUUCCAGCGUUCACAGAGCUGAAGGUAAACGAGGAACUACGGCAUUUAGAGGAUCCUUUUGCACCACUUAGAUGGUAUCAGAUGGAGCGUAGUUUUGCGGCGUUGUCAAACGCGUUUUUAGCCCAAAAUGAGUUUGUAAAUGUAGCAUUACGUAAUUUAAUUGACUGGUCGGCAAAACCGGAUGCUCAACUUACAUCAUCUACUAUUUACGAUAAGUUAAAGGAAUUAUUUGGCAGUGAUUCUAAUUACAAAUCUAUUUCUCAUGACAUAUUACAAAUGAUUUGCGGGAAACGUGCAGAGGUAUUAGAACUACGGCGGAAGGAGCUGCUUAAAAGCUUAAAAGGGAAAUAUUUUCGCGAAGAUAUUGGAAAAAUACCACCCUCAUCUGAAUAUAUGUUCAGCCCUCAGAGUUUGUCUGCUUACAUUCAGAAGAUAGGCGGUAUUGAUAAACUUGAGAAAGAUUCGGCGCCUGGCACUAAAUUUGCUGGACGUUCCAAAUCCCCUGUGCGUCCAAAGUCACCGGUCGCUUCUACGUCCCGUGAAAAGCCAUUUCGGUCUCAACAAAAUAAACGUAAACAGGGAAAAAAUAAGAAGAAAAAUUUCGACGAUCGAAGGAAAAGAGGGGGGCGCAGAGAUGAAUCUAACAGAGGUAGACGUAAAUGA
Molecule: messenger RNA, 1532 nt
Organism: Pararge aegeria (speckled wood butterfly)
Lineage: Eukaryota; Metazoa; Arthropoda; Insecta; Lepidoptera; Nymphalidae
Exons: 1
Coding region: 348-1532 (394 amino acids)
Source: RefSeq, a predicted model, not a curated record